Molecule: messenger RNA, 139 nt
Organism: Racocetra persica
Lineage: Eukaryota; Fungi; Glomeromycota; Glomeromycetes; Diversisporales; Gigasporaceae
Source: the annotation of a GenBank genome assembly
UAUAAGCGAUCAGCAAGCACUUCCUCUAAUAAGGAGUUCUAUUUUAGCAAGAGGAACUAUUCCUUAUUAUAAGAGAAUAAAUGUGAAAGAAAGGUCUAUUCAAAAAACUCGAGCCAAAAAUCUUGUCUUUUCAAUGUGA